AACGAGCAGUCGCCAGCUGGUUGCCGGUCUACGUGGAUCGUUGUGGAGCGGAACUUCUUCUUCUUAAUUUUUUUUUACUUUUGGUUCGUGCGUUUGCCGUACGAUAAGCGUAGCUGAUUGGAACGAGAGGAGAGAUCCAGUCACAACACGAUGAGCAGUUGUCGUUGACGAGUUCACGCGGUUGUUUUGAUUAAACGGUUUAGGGAGCUGUCCCGACGUUGCGCUAUAUCGGUAUACUUCGAUGAGAGCGUACCUCUGGCAGCAUGUCGUCGGUGUUCUCGAAACUAGUCGUCAAGACGUCCUCCAAAUACGGCAUCAAGCAAGAACAGCUGAUCCGCGGCGUGCUCGGGGUUUCAACGGUGCUCUACCUGCUCAAGAUCGGUUACCCGUUGGUCACUCACAGUAUACAGCAGUAUCGGAAAAGGAAAAAGCAGACGCAGGAUGCUUCCGAUGUUGACAAGCAAUGUAACAACAAUGUUGUUAGCAAGAAAUCGGCUACCACUAGCAGAAAGUCUGGUGUCGGGUUAGAUCUAGUGUUCCUUAAACAGCUGAUCACGCUGUUGAAGAUCAUGGUGCCCGGUUGGAGAACACAGGAAGCCGGAUUGUUAACGUGCGCCGCAGCAGCGCUCAUUACUAGGACGCUUCUCUCCGUUUACGUUGCAACCUUAGAGGGUCAAAUCGUAAAAAGGAUCGUUCUGAAGGACUUACCUGGAUUCGUCUCAAUGAUGACAAGAUGGUUUGCCAUCGCUCUGCCCGCGACCUUCGUCAAUUCGGCUAUCAGAUAUCUGGAAGGUCGAUUGGCUCUUAGUUUUAGAGGACGCCUGGUGGAGCAUGCCUACAAAAUGUAUCUUAGUCAACAAACGUACUAUAGAGUAUCAGCAUUGGACACUAGAUUAGGAGGUGCAGAACAAAGACUGACAGAUGAUUUGUCUGAACUGGCAAGUUCUGUGGCGCACCUUUAUUCUAGCUUAACCAAACCGUUAUUAGAUUGUACCUUAGUGGGUAUCACACUCAUUUCAUUUUCAUCUAAAAUGGGAGCAAGACAAAUACAAGGACCAAUGCUGUCAACCAUAGUAAUUGCUAUGACUGGGCAAAUUUUGCGUCUUACAUCUCCUAAAUUUGGUCAGUUGGUGGCUGAAGAGGCAGCUAAGCGUGGAAGAUUAAGAGAGGCCCAUGCUCGUAUCAGUGCUCAUGCGGAAGAGAUUGCAUUUUAUGGAGGACACUAUACAGAGCAUCGAUAUUUGAUUACAGCAUACAAAUCUCUUGUGUCCCAUUUAAGAAAAGUGUUAGCACUGAAAUUGUGGUAUGUGAUGUUAGAACAGUUUCUCAUGAAAUACGUAUGGUCUGGCACUGGACUUUUAGUUAUCGCAAUGCCUCUUCUUUACACGACAGUCACUGGAAAUACAAAUGCAGAUGACCGUGAUGGUGGUGUCAGCGAAAGAACCAGAUACUUGACAACAUCCAAAAAUCUUUUAAGUUCUGCGGCAGAUGCAGUAGAAAGGCUUAUGUCAUCUUAUAAAGAACUGGUGGAAUUAGCAGGGUAUACGGCUAGAGUUAGUGAAAUGUUAGAUGUGUUUAAAGAUUCUGCGCUUUGUAAAUACAAAAGAAAUAUUAUUAGUAGUCCACUGAGAAUAGCAAAUGGCACAGCAAACAAUGGUUUAGAUAAAAUUGAAUUGAAAGAUGGUGCACCAGUGAUAAAAGGGAUUGUGCGUGAAAGUACAGAUGGCAGUAUAAGUUUAAUAGACGUGCCAAUAGUUACACCCAACUGUGAAAUUAUCGUGCCUAGUUUAACUAUUCAUAUACAACCGGGUGAUCAUAUACUAAUUACUGGCCCCAACGGCUGUGGAAAAAGUUCAUUGUUUCGUAUAAUCUCCGGUUUAUGGCCAGUGUAUGAUGGUACAUUGGUCAGGCCCUCCGAAAAGUUCUCUGCUCAGAAAGGAAGGCCCGCGUUGUUCUAUAUUCCUCAAAAACCUUAUAUGACCGUUGGUUGUUUGCGGGAUCAAAUCUUAUAUCCUUCAGCAUCGCAAACUGAAAACUGUUCCGACGAGGAGCUUUUGAAGCUCUUGGAGGAAGUUGAUCUACAGUGUUUAGCUGAGCGAGAACCUGAAGGACUCGAUGCUUUUGCUGACUGGGACUCUACUUUAUCUGGUGGUGAAAAACAAAGGCUCGCUAUGACCCGUUUGUUUUAUCAUGCACCACAAUAUGCGCUUUUGGAUGAAUGCACCAGCGCAGUGAGCCUCGAGGCUGAAAGCGUGAUAUAUGAAACUGCCAAAAGGAAAGGAAUUACAUUGUUGACGAUCACCCAUCGGCUGUCAUCACUCGCCAAGUAUCAUAAAUUAUUGUUGCGAUUCGAUGGAGAAGGUGGCUGGACCUUUGGACCUUUGGAUACGGAGAAUUUAACGCUUCUAAUAAAUCAAAAUGGCGAACACACGGAGCACCCAGUGAAAGGAGGUCAUUAUCAGAUAUUACAGGAACUGCGUGACAUCCAUUCGGAAGAAUCGAAAGUUGGAAUCAGUUAAAGAAACUUCGAGAAAAUACCUCGUGUUGACUUAAUUGAAUUCCCUGUAGGAAUUGUAAAUAUAUUUUCACGGAUGUGUUUUGUACAGAGGGUUUACAAACGUUUCUAAAUAUUUUAUUUUUAUACGAGCAAACGUUAUUUAAUGACGUAAGUUAUAAAUAAAUGGUGAUAAACAUAUAUGCGUUGAUGCCUUUUCGACAAAUGUAUCAAUUAUUUAAAUGAAAUAGAUAUGUUUAAUUAUGCAAAUAGAA
Messenger RNA from Megachile rotundata (alfalfa leafcutting bee), 2769 nucleotides. RefSeq names its product ATP binding cassette subfamily D (gene ABCD). Gene Ontology annotation, cellular component: peroxisomal membrane. Gene Ontology annotation, molecular function: ATP hydrolysis activity; ATP binding; ABC-type transporter activity. The record is from RefSeq and is a predicted model, not a curated record. NCBI's taxonomy places the organism in Eukaryota, Metazoa, Arthropoda, Insecta, Hymenoptera, Megachilidae. Gene Ontology annotation, biological process: peroxisome organization; very long-chain fatty acid catabolic process; fatty acid beta-oxidation.